This is a messenger RNA of Chaetura pelagica (chimney swift), 1317 nucleotides long. It is a transcript of the gene SQSTM1, whose product is annotated as sequestosome 1. Gene Ontology annotation, cellular component: amphisome; aggresome. The record is from RefSeq and is a predicted model, not a curated record. Gene Ontology annotation, molecular function: K63-linked polyubiquitin modification-dependent protein binding; zinc ion binding; protein kinase C binding. Gene Ontology annotation, biological process: endosome organization; aggrephagy; mitophagy. Bases 43 to 1182 code for a protein of 379 amino acids. Lineage: Eukaryota; Metazoa; Chordata; Aves; Apodiformes; Apodidae. The transcript has 7 exons.
GACGGGGACCUGAUUGCUUUUUCCACCGACGAGGAGCUGGAGAUGGCGAUGCCUUACGUGCAGGACGGCGUCUUCCGUGUUUACAUCAAAGAGAAGAAGGAGUGCCGGCGGGACCACCGCUCGCCCUGCAGCCAGGAGCCCCCCCGGGACAUGGUGCACCCCAACGUCAUCUGCGACGGCUGCGAGGGGCCCGUGGUGGGGGCCAGGUUCAAGUGCACUGUCUGCCCAGACUAUGACCUGUGCAGUGCCUGUGAGGGGAAGGGCAUCCACAAGGAGCACAACAUGGUGAUGUUUCAGAGCCCACUGCUGAAUCCUUUCGAGUGGCUUCCCCGCGGGCGCUGGCUCCGUAAGAUGCGGCACGGUGUUCCACCCUUCCCGUGGAUGCACUGCUGGGGAUAUCCUGGCCCUGCAGCUCCAUGCCAGAACUCCGAACAAGCCCAAACCAGUGCUGCAGCCUCCAGUCCACCUGCUGCGGAAGAAGCUUCUACUAACAGCCAGCCUCCUCAGGACCCCAAUGUCACCUUCUUAAAGAAUGUUGGGGAGAGUGUUGCAGCUUUUCUGAGCCCCUUGGGUAUUGAUGUUGAUAUUGAUGUGGAGCAUGGGGGACAGAGAAGCAAAGUGACUCCUGCUUCUCCCAACCAAGAGAAGAACAGUGCUGAGACAAGCAGCAGUACUCCUAACCAGAAUGUUCAGACCAAACCAGGCUGCAAUAAUCCAGAUUCUGCUACAGAAGUAAAUGUUGUUGCAGAGCAGAUACAAGACAUGGUGAUAGAUCCUGUGUCCACACCAAUGGAAGAUGCCACCUUCCACUCCCAGGAACACUGUGAGUCCAGCAGCUUGUCAGGGGGUGAGGAGGACUGGACCCACUUAUCUUCCAAGGAAGUGGAUCCUUCCACAGGUGAACUUCAAUCUCUGCAGAUGCCAGAGACAGAUGGUCCCAGCUCCCUGGAAUCAUCUCGGGAUCCUCCCCAGCCAGGACCUACAGGACUGCGAGAAGCUGCACUCUACCCACAUCUCCCACCAGAAGCAGACCCUCGCCUCAUUGAAUCUCUGUCCCAGAUGCUCUCCAUGGGCUUCUCGGACGAGGGUGGAUGGCUCACUCGACUCCUGCAGACAAAGAACUGCGACAUCGGGGCAGCACUGGAUGCCAUCCAGUAUUCCAAGCAGCCCCCUCACUUGUAGUACGGGUAACAAAACCCCCUUUCCUUCUCACUGAAAGCAAACAAUGCAGUACGACUUGCUCAGCGGUUAUCUUUCUUCCUGCUAAGGGUUUGUGUCUCAUGUUCCUACGUGCUUGUAGAAUGGAGGAAAAAUAAA